Molecule: messenger RNA, 271 nt
Organism: Staurois parvus
Lineage: Eukaryota; Metazoa; Chordata; Amphibia; Anura; Ranidae
Source: the annotation of a GenBank genome assembly
AAAGCCAGUGGUGUCCCAAGGCAGGUGCAGGGGGUGCGUGCCACAACGGGUGACACCUACCGCACGGGGUGACACCGGACCAGCUCCACGAAAAGGUAAGUUGUAAAGAAAGCCGACAAUCCCCCGCAGCAUGGAUUGGAUCUGCGGAUUGGGGAGCAUAAUGGAUCGGAGUCCGAUCCAUUAUGUUCAAUCUGCAGAUCCGAUCCAUUCUGCGGGGAUCGUCGGAGGGGGUGUCACCAAGUGUUAUCGCACCGGGUGACACCAUCCCUAG